This is a messenger RNA of Camellia sinensis, 3202 nucleotides long. The record is from RefSeq and is a predicted model, not a curated record. Lineage: Eukaryota; Viridiplantae; Streptophyta; Magnoliopsida; Ericales; Theaceae.
GGCAGAACAGGCUGAUGCGCUGCGCCUUUAGCGGACCAACAAUCCAUGAUCGGUGUUGCCUUUCGCCCUGUGCCUUUCGCUCUGUCUCUCUUCCAAUCCACUUCGCUUUACUCUCUCUCUCUCUCUCUCCCCACUUGCAUUGUUUAUGCCCUAGAAUUUGCAAACCCAUCAAGUCUUUCUUCUUCGGUUAGUCGAUAAUUUAAAUCCAUCUUACAUUAGGAUUUUGAGUGUGAAUAUAUAUGGUAAACAUAAAUUGUGUAUAUCUGUAAGUAGGAGACAAAGAUGACUUCAUCAGAGAGAAUAUCAGCGAAUCUGAAGCUCAUUGAUUCGAAGAAAAACCGCAUACAGAAGGCAAUUCUUCUGCUAGCUCUCGAAUGGAAGGAUCUCGAUGGCCACUUGGAUUCGACCGAGAAAUGUUUGGAGGGUUGCGUCACUGAACUCGAAUCGAGAGAGAAGAAUUUGGAGUCUAUUCGUGAAUCAGUAAUCGAAAGCAACGAAGAGCUUGAUUUGAUUCGGAAAUCGAUCGAGUCACGCGUUCAAGAACUUGAGAGUAAAGAGAAGAGUUUUCAUGCUUUCCAACAAGAACAGAUCGAAGAUUUGAAGUUGAAAGAGAAACAAGUCAAUGUAAUUCGAAGGUGGACCGAGGAACGAAUCGAAGAUGUUGAGUUGAGAGAGGAAAGGCUCAGUGAGAAGCUUGAGGUGGAGAAGAAGCAUUUUGAAGAAAUCCAAAAAUCGAUCGAUCAACAGCUCGAGGAAGUCACUUUCAAAGACAAGUUUUUUGCGGAUCGUUCUAAAGAAAUUGAUUCAAUUCAACGUUGGAUAGAGAGGCGCGUCAAAGAACUUGAUACGAAAGAGGCACAUGUUGAAGAGAGGUCCAAAGAACUUGAGUUGAUGCAAAAUUUGAAUGAAGAACGUUGCAAGGAACUUGAAUUAAAAGAGAAGGAACUUGAUUCUGUUCAAAAAUUGAAUGAAGAAAGGGCUGAGAAUCUUGAUUCGAAAGAGAAGCAACUGAAUUCUGUUAAAAAAUAUGUCAAUCAAUGCUUUAAGGAUUUUCAUUCAAAAAACAAGCAACUCAAAUUGGACCAAAAACUGUUUGAAGAGCUCAGUAAGGAACUUGAAUUGAAAGAGAAGCAACUUGAAGAACGGUCUAAAAAAAUUGAUUUGAAAGAGAAGCAAUUUGAUAAUGCCCUUCAUUCCCAUGUACAGGUUGAGCAAGUGGAAUGUGUGUCAGAUGAAAAUGUAAGUAAUUGUUUGUCUGCAGAUGAUGAAUUUGUAGUCAGAAUGGAUGGGAGGAAUUUGCAGAUGUUCCUAAAUGAGCGUUCGAAGGAUCAUGAGUCAAUGGUUUUUGAAGUUUGUAGAGCUCUUCAAUUGUCAUUGGACCCUGCAAAGCUAGUCCUGGAUGCAAUGGAAGGGUUUUACCCUCCCCAUUUGAAGAAGGGAGAUGUCGAAUUCGAAGAGGGCGUAGUAAGAAGGAGUUGCAUUCUUUUACUAGAGCAGUUAAUGAAAAUCUCUCCGCAGAUUCAACCUCAUGUGAAAGAAGAGGCGUUGAAACUUGCUCGCGAGUGGAAGGUGAAAAUGAUAGCGGUGCCCAGUAACUCUUUGGAGGUUUUGGGUUUCCUGCAUCUUUUAGCUUCAUACAAGUUGGCUUUUGGUUUUGAUACAGAUGAGCUUUUAAAACUUUUUGAGGUUGUUGCUGAGCAUGAACAAGCACCUGAAUUAUGUUGGGUCCUUGGUCUCGCAGAUAAGGUUCCUGAUCUCAUUGAAAUUUUUGUCAAUAAGAAACUACAUCUUGUGGCUGUUGGAUUUAUUUUUGCAUUCAAGCUUGUUGACAAGUUCCCACCAGUACCCCUCCUGAAAAAGUACUUAAAAUACUCCAAGAAGGUUGCCAGGAAGAUAUGUCGUAUGCGAAGCUACUCACGUGAAGCACAGGAUAAGGCAAUAGAUGAAAGAGUAGCUUCUAUUAGAGCUGCUAUUAAAUGCAUUGUCGACCACAAGCUUGAAUCUAAAUUUGACUGUAAAAGCCUUAAAAAAUUCAGUGAACAGCUUUUAUUGCAGAAGGAAAGUAACAAACAGAUUAAGCAAGCCUAUCCUAUCAAGACUCGAGCACAACAGUACAGUCAUAAUAAAUUUAUGUCAUCCGCUACUGCUCCUGUGCGCCCCAAAGCUUCUGCCUCCAAAAUCAACUCUAAUUCCCCUACUUUGGCUAGCAUUCUUACCAACAUGGAUGGAAAGAAUUUGCAACUUUUCUUAAUUGAACAUUUGGAAGAGCAUGACAUGAUGUACAAGCAAGUUUCUGAUGCUCUUGAAAAGUCGUUUGACUCAGGAAAGCUUGUUCUGGAUGCAAUGCAAGGGUUUUAUCCUCCACAUUCAAACAAGGGAGGCAUCAACAUUGAAGCAAGUGUUAUUAGGAGUUGCAUUUUUUUAUUAGAGCUGUUGAUGAGACUCUCACCGCAGAUUAAACCUCAAGUGAAAGAAGCAGCAUUGAAACUUGCAGUUGAAUGGAAAGCAAAUGCAGUACUGAACACAAAAAAUCCAUGGGUGAUCUUGGGUUUUUUGUUACUUGUAGGUUCCUAUGAAUUGGCCUCUGCUUUUGAUGCAGAUGAACUUCGUAAUCUUUUUCAGAAUGUUGCAGAGUAUAGACAUGCCCCUGAAUUAUCUCAAGCCCUUGGUUUCUCAGAAAAUAUUUUUGGUGAGUUGGCAGAAAAUCAGCUUUGUUUUAGCUCCCUCUCUAAUUAUCUAUCAUAAGAUGCCUGUGUGUGUGUAUGUGUGACACACAGGUAAAUUAGAUUUUCUGGGGGUGUUUAGGAAGAGAUUUUUUUAGGUUUUUUGGGCUAAAAUAACAUUAAUACGCUAAAAUAACCAACAAGACAAAAUGUCACAUCAAACCUAUAAUCAUUUUAUCCUUUCUGACACAAACAUCAUAUCCAACUAUAAAAAAAUCCAACAAACUUCCCAAACAUAAUUAUUUUAGCCUACUAAAAUAGGCAGAAUCUAAAAUAGCCUACUAAAAAAUCCAACUUUCCAAACACCUACAUUAUGUCGCAUGAAAGGUUGCCCAUUCUAUGGAUUUGGAAUUUUAAAUAUAUAUAGAUAUUUUGGUUUGAUUUUGAAAUCAAUUUUUGAGAGCUUAAAAUCCAAAAUUUGUUUGGUUUACAAUUUUCUCAACAAAUUUUUUGAUCACUUUUUCUAUCUCCUCUCUCCU